AAUGGCUGCUCUUCCAACAUGGAAUAUUGGAGAAGAAGAAGAAACACCUUCAAAGAGGGAACCUCUAAAUGCUGCUGCGGGUUAUGGUAAGGAGAAUGUUGUAGAAGAACUACUGAAAGAGGGAAAGCCUAUUCAACUCGAGGGACAAACUCGUCAAACUCCUCUACACGAAGCAUGUCAAGGAGGUCAUUUACGAGUUUUAGAAUUACUUCUUGACCAUACUAAAGAUUGUGUGAAUAUAAAAGAUAAAUGGGAAAGAACUCCUGUUCAUACAUCCGCAUUUCACGGGGAAUUAGAAUGUCUGCGUUUAUUAAAAGAUAAAGGAGCUAAUCUGACAGCCUCUGACGUAAACGGCGCUCAAGCAUCUCACCUGGCAGCUGAACGAAACCACCGCAACAUAAUUGAAUAUCUUUACGAACAGGAAGUAAUACUCGAUAGCGCUGAUCAUAGCGGGCGUUUGCCAUUGCAUUACGCCGCAAAGCAUGGUUCAUUAAAUUGUCUUGUAAGCCUAGUAGAAAGAGAUUGUGAUCCAACAUUGCCGGACAAUGACGGAAAUUUGCCAAUACACAUUGCUGCCAGGUACAAUCGAUUGGAUUGUUUAAGAUUUCUACUUGAAACCGGAAAUCGUUUAGAGUCUGUUACCCCUGGAUCAUCUAAACGAAGAACCUCGCUGCACGUUUCAUCUUUAUGCGGGUCGGAGAAAGUUGUUCAUUGGUUGUGUGAAAAGGGAGCAAAUGUUCACGCCCGAGAUAUUAAUGGGGAUACACCGUGCCACUUAGCCGCUCAAUAUGGUAGAGCUCAAUGCUUUAAUUGUUUAAUAAAUCAUGGAGCGUCUGUUUCUAUAAAAAAUUAUAAGGAUGAGACACCCCUUGACGUAGCCAAACGAUCAGGUCACCCACUAUUAAUUGCCAAAGCCAUCGAUAAUAACGUUACUUGUUCUACUUGUUACUCAAAUUGCCGCCUAGCCGAAUGGGAACGUAAGCAUCCUCUCCCAGAAGUGCAUAAGAAAAUUAAACAAGCAAUUAAAAAAGAAGGCCUAUUUGAUAUUCCGGUGAGAAGUGCACAUGCCGAACCAAAAUCCCGUUUUUAUGGUAAAUUUGAAGAAAAUUUAUUAAAAAAACGCUCGCCAAGACGUGAUUUGACAGCUCAAUUUUUAGGAGAACAUUUACCAACUUAUAGACCUCAGUCUAGUCAAAACUUCUAA
Dimorphilus gyrociliatus is the source of this 1204-nucleotide messenger RNA. The record is from the annotation of a GenBank genome assembly. NCBI's taxonomy places the organism in Eukaryota, Metazoa, Annelida, Polychaeta, Dinophilidae.